Messenger RNA from Alternaria burnsii, 627 nucleotides. Its product is annotated as translocation protein sec66. The record is from RefSeq and is a predicted model, not a curated record. The transcript is spliced from 2 exons. Gene Ontology annotation, cellular component: Sec62/Sec63 complex. Bases 1 to 627 code for a protein of 208 amino acids. Lineage: Eukaryota; Fungi; Ascomycota; Dothideomycetes; Pleosporales; Pleosporaceae. Gene Ontology annotation, biological process: post-translational protein targeting to membrane, translocation.
AUGUGGCCAUUCGACAUGGUCGACUGGGUGAUGCUCACCGUGCCCUUUGCCUACAUUGGUAUCCUCGCUGGUUCCUUUGCCGUCUUCACAAACCUCUACCGCAAGCGUCAAGCCGCCAAUGCCGCAUCCCUCGAACCCUGGUUCCCCACACAUCUCCAGCGCAAUGUCUACCUCUCUCUCCUUCACAUGGACGACCCCAAGGUGCCGGACAGCGUACUGAAAGCUGCACUACUGCGCCGCGCGACCGAAGACAUUCACCGAAUCGUACAGGUCAGGAACGCGAAGCAGGCGCUACAAGUGUUGCUGCAGAGGGGUAGUGUGGGCGAUGAUCUGUGGCAGCGAUUCCAGAGGGCAGAGAAGGAGAUCGAGGAAGAACUUAGGGACGUUGUUAGCGAGGCCAACGCUUUCGCACCAAAUUGGGGUCAGACCAUCUUCCAAUCCGCCUCUGAAAUGGCACAGAACAACCACAUCCGCGAGCGCCUAGCCGAGAUCACGGCCAAGGCGCCAGCCGAAAAGGAGUGGUGGGAGAAGCGUAGGACCGAUAUCCAGACUGAAUUCAUGAAGGAGCUGGACGAGGAAAAGGCCAAGAGCGAAGACGGUGUAAUGGUAGAGAAGGCCAAGGCAUGA